AUGGAGCAUUACGACAUUGAAGAUCCCUACCAUUACGGAAAGACAAUAUAUGCCAACCACUACGUUUGCCUCUGGCAGGUCACACCCCCAGAGAUAGUGGACCACUGGGACUGGGAAAAGAUCAACGGCGACGAGAACUGGUACGAGAACACUGUUCUACCAGCCUUCGCAAAGCACGAGAAGCAUAAACAUCAGUGUGAUGCUGCAUUAAGCUCCGCUUUAGAUAAGUUGUCGCUGCAUAAUCAUGAGGACGCCUCGUGCAGGGAGGCCAGUAUUGAGGAAGAAGUUGAUGUAAGUGGAGAAUUAGAAGAGCUUGAUGGCAACAACGUAGAAGAACGUGAGUACGUGGGUGAUGCUGGCACUGUCGAACCAACGGGUGUUCGUAGGAGUCUUCUGUGA
Molecule: messenger RNA, 399 nt
Organism: Cordyceps fumosorosea ARSEF 2679
Lineage: Eukaryota; Fungi; Ascomycota; Sordariomycetes; Hypocreales; Cordycipitaceae
Exons: 2
Coding region: 1-399 (132 amino acids)
Source: RefSeq, a predicted model, not a curated record